Molecule: messenger RNA, 2272 nt
Organism: Eublepharis macularius
Lineage: Eukaryota; Metazoa; Chordata; Lepidosauria; Squamata; Eublepharidae
Gene: SPDL1
Product: spindle apparatus coiled-coil protein 1
Exons: 12
Coding region: 80-1843 (587 amino acids)
Biological process (GO): mitotic metaphase chromosome alignment; mitotic spindle assembly checkpoint signaling; protein localization to kinetochore
Cellular component (GO): spindle pole; outer kinetochore
Molecular function (GO): kinetochore binding
Source: RefSeq, a predicted model, not a curated record
CGAAGGGGAGAGGCGUCUGCUCGGUUCUGUAGAUCCCACGGGUGGCGCUGAGGGUGAAAAAUUUUAAGGGAUAAAAGAAAUGGAGUCCAGUGAAGAGAUAAUAUCACGUCUCCGUAGCCAGUUGAAAGAGGCUGAAGAGGAAAGAAGAAAGGCAGCACAAUAUGGUUUAGAACUGAUGGAAGGACAGAAUGUGUUGCAGAAUCGGCUAGAUGAACUGCAAAAUGAAAUGGUCACCAUGACAGAGAAGUUUGAACAAGAAAAAUAUACUCUCCAAAGAGAAGUAGAACUAAAGAAUAGAAUACUGGGAAGUCUAAAUGCUGAAUAUGAUACUCUGAAGCAACAACAAAAUAUACAGCUAGAUACACUGCGUGAACAACUAGAAAGGCUGUAUGGACAAGAAAUAAACGAACUUAAGAAUAAGGUGGAAAAAAUGAAAUCCGAGCUAGAUGAAAGUCUUCUUAGUGAAAAACAGCUGAAGCACAAAGUGGACCAUCUUAAAGAAGUCAUUGCUUCUAAAUCAGAAGAACUGCGUGUGAUGUCAGACCGUGUGCAUGAAACCAUGUCUUCAGAAGUGUUCAAUCUGCAAGUUGAGCUAAUAGCACUUGAAAACACAAAGGGAGAACUUGAGGAGAAAAUACAUGAAUUGCAGUACAGCAAAGAGCAACUAGAACUUGUAAACAGCAAUCUGAGUAAUCGUGUCUCACGUCUUGAAGAAGAGAGAGAAGAUAAAGAAAAAGAUCUUGUUUCUUACUGUAAUGCAUUAGAGAAACUUCGUGAGGUGAAUAGGGACCUUGAGGCUCAAUUAGAUCAUGCACUGCAACAGGCAUUGGAUCCAACCAGUAAAGGAAAUUCUUUAUUUGCUGAGGUGGAGGACAGGAGAGCAGAAAUGGAGCGUCAGCUGAUCAGUGCAAAAGUAAAAUAUCAGUUGCUACAAAAACAAUAUACUUUCAAUAGAGAACAUCUGCAAAGAAUGAAGCUACAGAUGGCUACACUGCUGCGGAUGAAGGGUUCACAGGGAGAGCAUGACCAGCUGGAACGUUUGCAGAACAUGCUUCAGCAAAAGAAUGGUGAAAUAGAAGAACUUAUAUUGAGAGUGAAGCAGCUGGAGAAGUCCAAGGUAUCUGAAAACUCACACGAACUGAUGCUCUUUAACGCUUCUGAACGCACAGAAUUUGGAGGUGGCGGUUGCACAGGUUUGCUCCAGAUGAAGCUUGAGAACUCUGAUAAGGAGAUAGAGAAUUUGAGAAGUGAAUUGUCUUUACAGCGGAUGAAAGCUUUGUUUGAAAGUCAGCGGGUUUUGGAGAUGGAGCGGAAGCUUUUUGCAAAUGAAAGACAGCUUGAGGCUUGUCAAAGUGACAGUAUAAAUUUGCGGGUGCUCCUGGAUGAAUUGAGAAUCAAGUAUGAACCUGAAGAGUUAAUGAAAAAUCCCAUCAAUUUUAAGAAGGCUCCAGGAAACAUGGUUUCUGUACAUGAAACUAUUUCCUUGCUGUCUCAAACCAAGGAAGAGAUAAAGCUGAGUGAAGCUGCUCUGAAACCCUCACUUCAAACUAUACCAAUGAAUGUAGUUCUACCUUCAACAUUGCACCAGAAAAAUGAUCAUCCAGAGAAGAAGAGAGUUAGAAUCAAGGAGGAAGAAUUUGACAAUAAAAGUAUAAAAAAGAAUGAUACUGCAUCUUUCCCUGUUACCAGGUUGACAUCUGAACUUGGAGUAAAGACAGAAGAAAAUUAUGCUGGUGCAGCUGAAGAUACAAGUAAACAGGAGAAGAAAAGCCAAAAGAAAACAUACCCUGUAAUCCGUAUGUCUUCCAAAGAAGCUCCUGCAACUCAGUGUGCUCAACAGUAAUUUUGAAAAUAUUUGUGGUGUCAGGGCCUUACUGUUUUGAUUGUAGGGCAAAGCACAAGAAUAGAAAAUAUGGCUUGGUUCUUAAUUGCCUUGCAUUUGAAAACUCUGCUUAUAUAGACUGUCCUACAGGUAUUAAGAAAUCUGUAAUGGUGUUUUUAGCUGAGUAGAACUGCAACACAGAUGAAAUUCCCCAAAAGCUACUGUUUCAGUUGAAACAAUCUAUUAACUUUGUAGCAUUCCUCAAAAGCUAUUUAUAAGAAGAAAUAAACAUAACAGUAAUUUGAUUAACACAGAUGUUACAAGGGCUUCAGAGAUCAUUUAAAAGUCAUAUUUAUCCUCAUCUCAUGUCUGUGAAAGACUUUCUAGUGGAGCCAAACACUUGCAUCGUUUGACUAUGGGGGAAAUAACUCCUAGAUAAUGGUCACCACA